Messenger RNA from Hippocampus comes (tiger tail seahorse), 905 nucleotides. Its product is annotated as receptor activity-modifying protein 1-like. Gene Ontology annotation, cellular component: cell surface; signaling receptor complex; membrane. The transcript is spliced from 6 exons. The record is from RefSeq and is a predicted model, not a curated record. NCBI's taxonomy places the organism in Eukaryota, Metazoa, Chordata, Actinopteri, Syngnathiformes, Syngnathidae. Gene Ontology annotation, biological process: intracellular protein transport; receptor internalization; cellular response to hormone stimulus. Gene Ontology annotation, molecular function: coreceptor activity. Bases 169 to 849 code for a protein of 226 amino acids.
CACACUCCCACACAAACGCGGACCCAUAUUCAGCAGAGAGGGCAGGGCUUGUCACGCCGCGCUGUGGCGUCCCCCCCCGGAUGCUUUCACAGUCCCCAGCCGAUCGCCCGAAGACGACGACCCGAUCUCUCCACUGCCCGCUUUACGUUUUGCUCGUUUGGCGUUUCGAUGGCGCGGUUGUCACUCGGGGUGGUUAUCGUCGCGGGUCUGCUGUGCGCGCGCACGCUGCAGCAGACGCCGCCGACUGACGAAAGCGUCCCGGAGCAAACCACUGUCCAAAACUUUUCGGAACCGUCCGGCGGUUGGCACCGCGCAAGCACGAAUGCGCCUCAGGUGGGAAAGGAAAAAGGGAGCCUAUCGGAGGACGAGCUGACUCGAGUUCUGGACGAACUUGAGCAGGAAAAGGUCAUCACCGAAGAUGACGAGAGCUUUCAGGAAGUUGAGGACUUGGAGCCACUCCGCCUCGGUUGCCGCGCCGACGCCUUGGCCGAGUUGAGCGUGGCCCUGUGCGCUUCCCCGUUUGAGCAGCAGAUGGCGACGCUGGAGGCGGACGCUCGCUGCGUGCUCGACAACAUCAUCGGUGCCUACAACGAGCUGAGCGUCUGCCUGGAGGAGCUGUCCCACUGGUGCGGCUGCUACUACCCCAACGCCGUCGCCCACUCGGCCUUCCUGCGCGUCCACUCGGCCUAUUUCGCGCCCUGCCCGCCGCCGCCGCAAGAGGGUCACCUGGAGGACGCGCCCCGCCGCCUGGUCCUGGGCCUCACGCUGGCGCCCGUUGCCCUCGUCCCGCUGCUGGUCUACGUCGUCGCCCGGCGGAGCGGCCGCACGGAGCCGAAUGCGCAUCGAUGAGCGCAAAACGAUGUCACUGCCAUAGAGGCGAUUAAAAAAAAAAAAAUGUGACACCU